Messenger RNA from Penicillium antarcticum, 1662 nucleotides. Its product is annotated as NAD-dependent malic enzyme. Lineage: Eukaryota; Fungi; Ascomycota; Eurotiomycetes; Eurotiales; Aspergillaceae. Gene Ontology annotation, cellular component: mitochondrion. Gene Ontology annotation, biological process: pyruvate metabolic process; malate metabolic process. Bases 1 to 1662 code for a protein of 553 amino acids. The transcript has 9 exons. Gene Ontology annotation, molecular function: malate dehydrogenase (decarboxylating) (NAD+) activity; NAD binding. The record is from RefSeq and is a predicted model, not a curated record.
AUGCCUCAGUCAAACUUUGGACAUUUGCCCCGAGCGGCAUCCGGCACUCUGAAGUGUCCCCUUGAGGGUGCGGCGCUGCUGCACAGUGCGCAGUUUAACAAAGGAUCGGCCUUUUCUGCAGAGGAACGAGGAGCUUUUAAGCUUCAAGGCCUUCUUCCACCUAAUAUACAGACAUUAGACGAACAAGUGGAACGAGCCUAUCAGCAAUACAAAAGUCGCCCAGAUGACUUGGCCAAGAAUACCUUUUUGGCCAGCAUGAAGGCACAGAGUGAAGUGCUGUUCUAUCAGCUUUUAAAAUCGCAUCUUAAGGAAAUGUUUGGUGUGAUUUAUACACCCACCGAAGCCGAAGCUAUUCAAAACUACUCGCGUCUGUUUAGAAAGCCGGAGAGAUGUUUCCUUAACAUUAAAGAACAGGACCGGAUUGAUGAAAUCUUUCGCAAUCUUCCACCAGGUGACAUUGACUACAUCGUUAUCCUUGGAAUUGGCGAUCAGGGCGUGGGUGCGGUACUCAUCUCCUCCGCCAAAUUGGCCAUCACAACAAUCUGCGGUGGCAUCCAUCCGUCUAGAUCGCUCCCUGUAGUGCUUGACUGCGGAACUAACAAUGAGCAUCUUCUCAACGAUGAUUUGUACUUGGGCCUUCGCCAGCGCCGAGUCCGCGGUGAGGAGUAUGACGCGUUUGUGGAGAAGUUUGUUUGCGCUGCGAAGAAGAGAUAUCCGCAUGCGUAUAUUCACUUCGAGGACUUCGGUCUGCAAAAUGCGAAGCGUAUCCUGGAAAAAUACAGCUCGCAAAUCUCCUGCUUUAACGACGAAAUCCAAGGGACAGGAUGUGUCAGAUUGACUGCUAUGCUUGCAGGUCUUCAUCUGAGCAAGGUCAAGCUCGAGGAUGUUCGAGUUGUAUGUUUUGGGGCUGGAUCUGCGGGUACUGGCAUUGCGGAUCAAAUCAGUGAUGCCAUUGCCACCGAGGCUGAUGGCUCAAAGGAGGAUGCCACUAGCCAGCACACCCUCACGUAUCAUUUCCGGUGUAUCGAUAAGCACGGUCUGUUGCUUAAAUCUCAAUCAGAGGACCUCACCCCGGCUCAAAGGCUAUUCGCAAGGGAUGACAGGGAAUGGGCAGAUGCUGAAGGGCAUGAUUUGCUUUCUGUGGUAAAGAAAGUGAAGCCCCAUGUGCUGAUCGGCACUUCUACACAGCCUGGGGCAUUCACAGAAGAAAUUAUCAAGGAGAUGGCAAAGAACCCUGAGGAUAUCAACACUUGGACAGAAGGUCGAGCUUUGAUUGCGACCGGAAGCCCCUUUCCUCCAGUGAAAUAUCAAGACGUUGAAAAAGAAAUUGGAGAGUGUAACAACUCUACAGUCUUUCCGGGCAUUGGUUUGGGGGCUAUUCUCUCUCGAACAAGCCAUUUGUCUAUGAAAAUGAUAGUUGCUGCAUCAAAAGCACUAGCAGCUGCGGCUCCUGCCCUCCAAGCUCCGACCAAGCCCCUUCUGCCAGACGUUGAAGAAGUUCGUGAUUUGAGCGUGAAAAUUGCCAAGGCUGUUAUUCAAGAAGCUGUACGAGAAGGUUUAGCGCAGGAAUAUGAUAUCCCAGGAGAUGCCCGCGAGUUAGAUGAUUGGAUUCGCGUCCAGAUGUGGGAACCCACGUAUCGGCCACUCGAGAGGAUUGAUUGA